This is a messenger RNA of Aricia agestis (brown argus), 819 nucleotides long. RefSeq names its product elongation of very long chain fatty acids protein 7-like. Gene Ontology annotation, cellular component: endoplasmic reticulum membrane. The record is from RefSeq and is a predicted model, not a curated record. Gene Ontology annotation, biological process: very long-chain fatty acid biosynthetic process; fatty acid elongation, monounsaturated fatty acid; sphingolipid biosynthetic process. The coding region runs from base 1 to 819 and encodes 272 amino acids. The transcript is spliced from 5 exons. Gene Ontology annotation, molecular function: fatty acid elongase activity. Lineage: Eukaryota; Metazoa; Arthropoda; Insecta; Lepidoptera; Lycaenidae.
AUGGAACCCCAAUAUGAAGCGAUAGUAGAGAAUCUUUAUGAUUCAAAAACAGAUACAAUAAAAACAUGGUCGUUCUUAGAGACGUUUUCAACCGUUGGGUCGGUUAUAGCUCUUUACCUUCUGCUUGUACUACGGUUACUACCUGAGUUUAUGAGGUACAGAAAGCCAUACAGUUUGAACAGAGUCCUGCGAGUAUAUAAUGCUUUCCAAGUGUUAUUCUCCUUAUAUGCUGUGAUAUUAUACACUAGAUAUAUCUUCCAACAUGGCAUUAUUACGACAAGAUGUCCAAAGGGGCCACAAUUAGAAAAAGUGAUCGAAGAGAUCUGGCCAUACUUCAUCGCCAAGCAUGUAGACCUUCUAGACACGGUGUUCUUCGUGCUGCGGAAGAAAGACAACCAGGUGACCUUCCUCCACGUAUACCACCAUACCGCCAUGGUAGCAUGGACGUGGUUCCACCUGAUGUACCAUCCCACGGACCAUUUCAACGUGGUGGGGUUAAUCAACAGCUUCGUCCAUGUCAUCAUGUAUACUUACUAUGGCCUGGCGUCCAUGGGACCGGAGUACGCGAAGUAUAUCUGGUGGAAGAAACACGUCACUAAGAUACAAUUGAUCCAGUUCAUCCUAGUGGUGUCGAACCUGUACUACCAGCAGGCUCUGUCUCCGUGCCCCAUCCCACCAGCCUUCCACUAUUUCUGCGUCUUCAGCAUUACAUCCUUCUUCGUCCUCUUCAUGAACUUCUACCUGCGAAGUUACAGCAAGAUGAUUAGUAACAAUAGUGAUGGUGUGUGUACAAAAAGUGACGAUACGAAAAUUGCGUAA